CUCCCAUUACUUCAGCCGGCUGCACGUCUCCCCCUCUUAUCAAGCGUUCGACAUGAGAGAUUUCCUCACCACGCGGAACCAGAACUCCUGGAAGGAGCUGAUUGAGAAAGAAAAACUCGCCAGGUUGACCUGGAAGCUGAACUACAGCGAGGAGCAUCCCGGGAAGCCAUGGGAGAGCAGAAGAAAGCGGCGAGAGGUCCCCGUUCCCAACGCCGGGGCCGUCACGCUUCCACCCAUCAAAGCUUCACAGCCACCACCGGCCAAGAGUCCGAAGCAGACUGACCAGGAGAACGCGGACAUCCGGGACCUGAGCAUCAUGAGGCCGGUCAGCCCGAGAACGGCCUCCCUGCGCUACGACGGCUACUCCCAGGAGGGCAAAGGCCGCGUUCUGUAUCUAAAAAAGCGCAAGCAGCUCGGGCCGGAGGAGAAAUAUCCGUUACCGGUGUUAUCGUCCUGGGAGUACGGCUGGAGGUUAGGUGAGGUUGUGAAGGAGAUUAAGCCUCCAGUUCACGGGAGGUCCUCGAUUGUACAAGAACAUUUCUACAGAAAUAACGGAGUCUUUGUGACCUCGUCGUUCUCGGACAGAUUGCUCGUUUCUUAAUAAUCAUUUCUGGAGGGGAAAAAGCGUCCCACCGGAAAAUGAUAAACGUGGCCAGCGGUGAGGAGCGCCCCGCGCGAUGUCCUCAACAAAAGGCUGCGAUUAAACCUUUUUCUCUGCGUUAACCUGUCGUAUCUUCCGUACUUCCAAAC
Messenger RNA from Spea bombifrons (plains spadefoot toad), 750 nucleotides. RefSeq lists its product as uncharacterized. The record is from RefSeq and is a predicted model, not a curated record. The transcript is spliced from 2 exons. NCBI's taxonomy places the organism in Eukaryota, Metazoa, Chordata, Amphibia, Anura, Pelobatidae. The coding region runs from base 53 to 601 and encodes 182 amino acids.